CGACUUUCCAGCUGAGUCGUCAGUUUCGAAUCGCGCGGCGAUCAAACGCUCGACGAAAUCUCGCCGAGAGCUUCUUUCCUUUUAAUUUUUCCUUCAUACGUCGUGUCGCACAUGUUCGGAGAAUACGUGUUCGUCCUCUGUCUACUGGCGGUUUUGCCGCCACGUGGGAUUCACUGCAGUGACGUGAAUGUCACCAAUGUUGCAGAGCGAACGGAGAACGCGCUAGCGAAGCUGGUUAAAAUGUUUUCCAAACCGGGCGCGUUCAAGCAAAUUGACACGCUUCUGGGCGAGAAUACUAUCGAGGCAUCGUACACGAGCUGUCCCAUGGGCGAAGAGGGUCUGGAGUGUCGAAGAGCAGAGGCUCGUCGAUCGGUCGACUGUCCCAGAGGAGAUUGCUUCUGUCACGAUUGCGCCGCCGCCGGCCCCGAUUUAUGGGCCUCUUGCUGUCGCGAAAGCUUGAGAUGCUGCUCUCAUCUCGCUGCAGCUUGUAGAACGUGCGAUCAUCCGACACUGUAUCCUUUCUGUUCGAAGCAUUUUAAAAAAUGCCUGACGCAGUACAACGAGACAAGACAAAAUUAGUGAUCGUAUUAAGAUUCCCGGCGAUUGUCUCAAUUGUGUACAUAGUUGAUUUACCAAUUUGACCAUCUCAUCAAUGAUCUUACAAUUAAAAAAAUAUUCAAUUUGUCCUCUCCGCGAUCAGCAAAUAGUCAAAGUUCGAUCGUAAUCAACAUGAUCGAAUGUUAUCGGUAUUAAAAGGACAUUUAACGGAAUGUAUCAUACAGAUUGCGCAACCAAAGUUUUAACGCCAUGAUUCCAAAUAUAGCAUUUAUCUUCAAAGUCGUUAGACUAGUUUCACUCGAUCAUCUUCGAGUGCGAUUUCGUACAGGGAUUUCAGCUCUGCAAAAUCGAUUCUAUCUGAAAUCGAUAUUAAAUGAUAAAUUUACAGACAAACAUUUAUAUUGUAUUACUUGUGGAAUGAUAUUACUUACAUAAUAAUACAUGUAGAAUUCUUACUUGUUAGAAAAGUAUAUAAACUA
Messenger RNA from Cataglyphis hispanica, 1037 nucleotides. RefSeq lists its product as uncharacterized. Lineage: Eukaryota; Metazoa; Arthropoda; Insecta; Hymenoptera; Formicidae. The transcript is spliced from 3 exons. Bases 112 to 579 code for a protein of 155 amino acids. The record is from RefSeq and is a predicted model, not a curated record.